Molecule: messenger RNA, 1899 nt
Organism: Ipomoea triloba (trilobed morning glory)
Lineage: Eukaryota; Viridiplantae; Streptophyta; Magnoliopsida; Solanales; Convolvulaceae
Product: carnosine N-methyltransferase-like
Exons: 19
Coding region: 211-1644 (477 amino acids)
Molecular function (GO): S-adenosylmethionine-dependent methyltransferase activity
Source: RefSeq, a predicted model, not a curated record
AUGAACUUAUGAUUUAAUUAGCAAAAAAAAUUGCCAGUUUGGCAGUUUGCCACCUUCUUUUCUGGGAACCAAAGCAGAAAGCACCCUAGAAAAACGAAAGGGUAGGGGAGCAUAUUUGCUAGCCUGAAGAUUGAAGGGGAUUUCCAAUCAACAGGUUGAACGGUAGCAGCAUACUCUGUCGGAGAUACAGUCGGAGAGGGGUCGUCGGAAAUGUUGAACACCGAAGCCGAAGCCGAAGAAGUGGAGCGUCGGAGGAAACUCGAAGAAGCCUUAGAAGUUAAAGCCCUAAGGCGCAUCAUUAGCGCAUUCAUCAACUAUCCUGAAGCUUCGGAAGAAGAUAUAAAAAGAUAUGAAAGAUCUUUCAGAAAGUUACCACAAGCACACAAGGUUAUCCUAUCUCAUCUCCCUUUGAAGUUUCAGAAACUUAGAUGGUGUAUUGCUCAAAAUUCAUAUUUCAUAUUUGAAAUGCUUAAGGCAUUUGAGCCCCCACUAGAUUUGAGCCAGGAUACUGAUAUUUGUGAAGACCAACAUCUAGAUAACAUCACAACUAGAUGUUGUGGACUGAACUGUAAGGAAUCUGUUAAACCAAGCUCUGAGGAACAUGGGGGUGGUAUUUCUGGGACAUGUGUUGCUAUUAAGGAGGAGAAAAUUGAGCAUUCAAAUGAGUUGAAUGAUGUGAGUUUAAGCAGUGGUUUAAAACAUCAGAAUAACACAAAUAGUGUUGGCGAUGAUUGGUGUAAGGAAUUCCAAGAUCUGGGGAAACAAUUUCCUUCUGCUAGUUGCAAUGAGAAUAUUUCUUCAUCGUCUCCUGGAUGGUUGAGCCCAUUGUCACAGUCACAUGUUCCAUUAGUAGAUGUAGAUAAGGUCAGGUGUAUUAUAAGAAAUAUUGUAAGAGAUUGGGCAGCUGAGGGGCAAAAGGAACGUGAUCAAUGCUACAAGCCGAUCCUGGAAGAACUUGAAAGACUGUUUCCUAAUCGUUGCAAGGAAAGUCCUCCAACCUGUUUAGUUCCUGGUGCUGGACUUGGAAGGCUUGCUUUGGAAAUUUCUUGUCUUGGAUUUGUGAGUCAAGGAAAUGAAUUUUCAUACUACAUGAUGAUCUGCUCCAGUUUUAUUCUUAAUGUCACUCAAACCGCCAAGGAGUGGACCAUCUUUCCUUGGAUACACAGCAAUUGCAAUUCACUUUCAGAUAAUGAUCAGCUUCGCCCUGUGUCAAUUCCAGAUAUUCACCCUGCUAGCGCAGGAAUUACUGAAGGUUUUUCUAUGUGUGGUGGUGAUUUUGUUGAAGUGUACAGCGAUCCAAGUCAAGAAGGAUAUUGGGAUGCAGUCGUCACUUGUUUCUUCCUUGAUACUGCACACAACAUUGUUGAAUACAUUGAGGUCAUUUCAAAAAUUUUAAAAGAUGGUGGAGUCUGGAUAAACCUGGGGCCCUUGCUCUAUCAUUUUGCUGAUAUGUACAGUCUGGAAGAUGAAAUGUCAAUUGAGCUAAGUCUAGAGGAUGUGAAAAAGGUUGCUCUUCAUUAUGGAUUUGAAUUUGUGAAAGAAUCAACUAUUGAGACAACUUAUACAACUAAUCCACGCUCAAUGAUGCAAAAUCGAUACUACACUGCCUUUUGGACGAUGAGAAAGAAAACAAAUCCAGCUUAAGAGCAGUGGUGCAUAGACUUCUUAUGCACAUAACAUCAAAGAAUGAAUGCUGCCAUUUCUGGUUGUUUUCAGGUUGCAAGAGUGAGAUUGGAAUGCAAUUCUUAUAUUAUUACGCUUGAUUGCACUUAUAUUCAAGAUAUUGCUAUUCUUUAGACUUGAUUCUGGGGUAUAAACUUCAUAUUUCUUUUUAUCUUAUUUUUGUGUUCGUUUGGCAAUUUCAGAUGCUAAUUGAAUGAAAUGGUUUUUUUUUUUUAA